Molecule: messenger RNA, 687 nt
Organism: Cooperia oncophora
Lineage: Eukaryota; Metazoa; Nematoda; Chromadorea; Rhabditida; Trichostrongylidae
Source: the annotation of a GenBank genome assembly
UCGAUUUUUGGUCAAAUUGCAAAGCAACUUACCAAAACAGUUCGCUCUUUCAAGAAUCAAAAGUCUUCUAGGAGCUGGCAAGCAGUUAUAUCGGAUAUCAAACGCUAUGCUGACGAGGAGCACGAAAGACGUGAAGCCGAAGAGAGAUUGAAAAAACGUUUGAACUUUUACAAAAAAGCUGCUGCUGAUUUUGAGGAGACAUUGUCGAAGAAGAAAGGAAAGAGGAAGUUGUCAAAACUCCAUGACCUUGAGAAGGUGCUGAAGUACAAACACUACAGUCAAAUGGAUCUCUUGAAGAAAGAAUAUGGGAACCGUGAUAAGUCCUCAUCACGUAUUGAUCAAGCAAUUUACGGACCAAUCAAACUAGUUAGGGAAGGAGCCAAGCUAGCUAUGAUGUUAGCCGGCCAAAAUACAUCCGAGUUCGAAGAUAGGACAGUAAAGAUGAUUAGCCCUAGGAUUAUGAGUCUGGUACCGGAGAACGUGAGCACGAACGCAAACGAGGUCAACGUGUUCUCACCGUCGCUUUUUUCCCUUCACAAUCAAGGAGAUGGUAUAGAGAAACUGACAUCAUUACCGAAUCUGCUGAACCUCACAGGAGUACUGGAUAACCGAGACCAGCAAGAUUGGAUGGACUUCGUAAUUGAGACGUCAGGCGCUGGCGACAUAAUAGAGAAGACUAAGGUAUGA